This is a messenger RNA of Trypanosoma brucei brucei TREU927, 1620 nucleotides long. RefSeq lists its product as hypothetical. Gene Ontology annotation, molecular function: RNA binding. The transcript has a single exon. Lineage: Eukaryota; Euglenozoa; Kinetoplastea; Trypanosomatida; Trypanosomatidae. The record is from RefSeq and is a predicted model, not a curated record. The coding region runs from base 1 to 1620 and encodes 539 amino acids.
AUGUUUUUCAAUCAACUCUUGUUACGUUUGCGUGUCACACCGAGACGUUUUCCACAAGCCUCAGCACCUCCGCGGAAGGUUUGCACGGAUGAUCCCCUGACGCGGUGGUCCCAAAUGCUCCGACUGGGUUGGCCGAAGCACUGUCAUCUCCCACAUCUGUCCGUUGGUUUGGAAGGUUGUACCAGUGCCUUUAACGCAAUGAAUUCCAUACGUACUUGUAUGUUCUAUGGCACGGCAGUUCCACCUUCGUUUCUCUCGCUUUCUAAGGCAGAGGAUAUCAAGAACAUUCGCGACCGCCAGUGUGGUACAGACGAUGCGGGUUCGAAUCCGGAAACAACAUCACUGGUGCUUAAUCGCGUUGCCCAAUUCGGUAAAGAAGCGUUUUUCAGGGGGCAAUGGGCUGAGAACUUCCCGCUAGUGGCACUGGAAAACUUUACCCACCGGUCUCAGAGCCUUUUUACGUGUCGAAUCUCGUCGGUAGCGCGGCUGCUCAUCGGACAUGAGAACCGAGGUGUGAGCUCCAAGUAUAUUGAAUGUGAUAACGCGACUAUAUCAGAUGAGAGUGAUGGCCAAUGCGCUGACUGUGUUGUGUACGUACCCCAAUACGGCACGAUUAGCUCACUCAACGUAGUAACUUCCAUGGGUAUUGCACUCUUUUAUGCUUUUCUGGACCAGAAUUUCCCUCAUUCGAGAUCGUUGAUGACAGAGACAACUAAACGCGCCUUUUGUCCAAACACAGAUGAUGAACUGGAGGCUUUGCUUAGCUAUCAACGCUGCUUCCGAGAGCGGAUUCCGACGACCCAUGGCUACGGCGUGCCGUCCCGUAUUGACCCCCGGCCUAUACAUCCUCUAUAUUUUGGUAAAAAUGUGGAAAAUAUUAUCGAUACUCACAACCACCUGAGAAAACUUUUGCUUCGAGCCUGCUCCGAUCAACGUCGCCCUGGAAAGGGCCGUUGUUUCGGUUUGUCUGUGCUCUGCCAGAACGAAAUAGAUCUUCGUAACCUCGGGGGUAUUGUUCGUAGUGCAAAUGCAUUUCUUGUUGACAACAUCUUUUAUUUUGGCCGACGUAAAAUUAAUGUUGUUGGAACCGUUGGCACCCAGCACUACACACCACCAACUUACUUGGGAGACCUGUUUGAAGGGUGCGGAAGCAGUAUCGAAGACAUGGAACCGCAACUCAACCUCAUGAAAAAGCGUCUCGAUGAGGCAAACGUUCCCUGCAGGUGGUGGUUUUUGGAUUGUGGGCAUAAAUUUUUAUACUCUGCAAGUAGAAGCCGUGUAAGUGAUUUGCAAGACUUGCAGGGAAGUGGAGGUAGUCAGGCUGCAUUGGAGGCAGUGAAGUGGUACGAAACUCGUUAUUCCGACCCAAACUGCAUGUUGAGUUUAUGCGAGUCAGAGGAGACUUUAAGGGAAGCAAUACGCGAAGGGGUUUUGCUUGUCGUACCUCAAGAGGGUAUAUUACCACCGCUUCAUAUUCUUCAGCGAUGUGAAAAGAUUUUAACUGUACUUCCCCAUGAUUUCACCGAUACCGUUUCGGCAGGUUUGCCGGUUGCAGUUGCCGCCGGGAUCGCUCUGCAGCGUUUAAGUGCGGUGAUGCAUCCAAAUAUCACGACCCUGUAG